GGCUUCAGCAGGACGAGCUGCUGCUUUAACAUUUCUAUUCAUAGAAACCUGAGUAAAAACUCAACAUGGCAGAGAGGAGAGCAGCAGUGAAGACAGCAGUGGAGCCGGACUUCCUGCAGUUUAAUGAUCUGGCCUGUGAGACGGUCGGUGGGAAGGUUAUUUUCGCUUCAGACGAAUGGUUUGCUCCCGCUGCCAACCUGCUGAAGAGAGAGCCGCCACAGUUCAUCGCCUCGGCCUUCACCGAGUUCGGAAAGUGGAUGGACGGAUGGGAGACGAGGAGAAAGAGAAUACCUGGUCAGGACUGGUGCAUCGUCCAGCUGGGAGUACCUGGGCUGAUCUUCGGCUUCGACGUCGACACGUCCUUCUUCACUGGAAACCACUCGCCCUACGUCUCCAUCCAGUCCGGCUGUCUGGACAAACCACCGACCUUCGCUCUGGAAGGAGACCGAACCGGCAUGGCCGCCUCCGACAGCCAGCUGGCUGCUGUCGCCAAGCUGGGCUCGGAGGCGUGGCCGGAGCUGGUGUGUGUGUCGGAGCUGAAGCCCGGAUACUCAGACUGCUGCCACAACUACUUCAGGGUCACCUUCAACCACAGAGUCACACACCUGCGCCUCAACAUGUACCCAGAUGGAGGGAUAGCCAGACUGCGAGUUUACGGCGUCGGGCAGAGAGACUGGUCAUCUGUCUCUCCCCACCAGGACGUCGACCUGGUGGCUCUGACCAAUGGGGGAGUCUGCCUCGGCUACAGCGACGCCCACUUUGGGCAUCCACGCAACAUGAUCGGUCUGGGCCAAGCUGUCAACAUGGCCGACGGCUGGGAAACGGCCCGCAGACUGGACCGACCCAAACACCUGAAGGCGGACCAGCAUGGGAUCCUGCAGGUACCCGGCUGGGAGUGGGCGGUGUUUCGUCUCGGUCAUCCUGGAGUGAUCAGCAGCAUCGAGGUGGACACCAACCACUUCAAAGGUAACUUCCCGGACUCUUGCAGGAUCGAGGCUUGUUCUUUAACCCCUGAGGAGGAAGCUCAGUGCAUCAGGACCAGGUGGAAUUCUGGGAAAUGGCAGGUCCUUCUUCCCACUAGGAAACUUCGUCCUCAUCACAGACAUCUGUACAGCAAGGCCGAGCUGACCCUGAGCCAACCUAUCAGUCACAUCCGUCUUAUCAUCAGCCCCGACGGAGGAGUCAGCCGGCUCCGGCUCUGGGGGCGACCCACGCCGAUCGCUGCAGCUCCGGCCAAUCAGCAGAGGCCGGCGUCCAAACUCUGAACCUCCCAUCACUCGUCCUCCAUCACACAAACGCUGAAAAGAUUUAAUUUUCUGUUUUAGUUUCUGAUCUAUGUUUGAUGAUGUUCACAAAUCGGAGCAGAAAUGCAACGUAAACAUCUGUGACAGUCUGAUGGUCAUUAAUGCUUAAAUAGUAAAAUAAACACAGCACAUCCCACAACGCUGCGAGACAAAGAUUAUGACUUGAUGGCAUCAUUAUUAUUUUACCAAUUCAUCGUUUGGUUUAUUAGAUUUAACAUUUCUAAGAACUGUGAAAAAUGUCCAUCCAAGAGUCCAAUGUGGCAUCUUUUAAUGUCCCACAAAUUUCAAUUUACUGAGACAUAACAUAAAGAAAAAGAGGAAAUCUGAGACAUUGGAGAAAAUGGAAACAGAAUACAUUUGAAGGGUUUGCCCCAAAAAUGACAUUUCUGAUGCCAACGGGUGUUGACCCAUACGUCCAUAUGUGAUGACUUGGAAGUGAGAACGGGUUGGUUGGAACAAAAAAAUGAUGAAGUGUUGGA
Molecule: messenger RNA, 1783 nt
Organism: Micropterus dolomieu (smallmouth bass)
Lineage: Eukaryota; Metazoa; Chordata; Actinopteri; Centrarchiformes; Centrarchidae
Gene: allc
Product: allantoicase
Exons: 11
Coding region: 66-1265 (399 amino acids)
Biological process (GO): allantoin catabolic process
Molecular function (GO): allantoicase activity
Source: RefSeq, a predicted model, not a curated record